GGAUUUCCUGCGGGAGGCGCCGAGCCGGCCUUGGAAAAGGAGGAGGAGAAAAAGGGUAAGGGGGGGCUGUGGGAGCCACCGUCCAGAGUGCCAGGGACCGAGCAGGACCUGGCGGACCCCCGGCGGGGAGGCUGGGAGAGACUCUGGCCCAGCCUUCAGCAGACCUUCAGCGGACCACACCUUUUGCAGACCCCUGCGACAUGUCCACCGCUGCUGGCUGAGGUGUGAGGGAAUGCUGGCUGCUCUCUGGGUGGGCACUGGUGCCCCUGAGCCACGUUGGAAAGAUUGGCGCCCCCAGUCCCGGCCCAUCCCUGGGCUGUCGGAAGCUGCAAGCUGAUAUCCGUUCAGAUUUCCACACAGCCUCUGCCCCCUCAGAGAUCAGCUUUCCUGCUUGUGGCGGCAGCUCACGAAGCACCUUGAGCGGGUACCCGUCGGUGCCUGACAAGAAGUCCACUGCCUGGGACACCAGACACACUCCCCCUGGACGCCUGGCCCUCCAGAGGGCCAAGGGAUGGCACCCUGACACCUCGGCUUAGACCCGUUUCCCUGCCUCUGCCCUGGACUCCUGAGCUCAGAGCCCAGCCCAGGGACCAGCAUGGGUCGAGAACAGGACCUGAUCCUCGCCGUCAAGAAUGGAGAUGUGACUGGUGUGCAGAAACUGGUGGCUAAGGUCAAGGCCACGAAGACAAAGCUCCUUGGCUCCACGAAGAGACUCAACGUCAACUACCAGGAUGCUGACGGGUUCUCGGCUCUCCACCACGCCGCCCUGGGGGGCAGCCUGGAGCUCAUAGCCUUGCUGCUGGAGGCUCAGGCCACCGUUGACAUCAAGGACAGCAAUGGCAUGCGCCCGCUGCACUAUGCAGCCUGGCAGGGCCGGCUGGAGCCCGUGAGGCUGCUACUGCGGGCCUCUGCGGCCGUGAACGCCGCCUCGCUGGACGGGCAGAUCCCGCUGCACCUGGCUGCCCAGUACGGACACUAUGAAGUGUCAGAAAUGCUCCUCCAGCAUCAGUCCAACCCGUGCCUGGUCAACAAGGCCAAGAAGACGCCCUUGGACCUGGCCUGCGAAUUUGGACGGCUCAAGGUGGCCCAGCUGUUACUGAACAGCCACUUAUGUGUGGCACUGCUGGAGGGUGAGGCCAAGGACCCGUGUGACCCCAACUAUACCACACCCCUGCACUUGGCUGCCAAGAACGGCCACAGAGAGGUCAUCAGGCAGCUCCUGAGAGCUGGGAUUGAGAUCAACCGCCAGACCAAGACCGGCACGGCGCUCCACGAGGCCGCGCUGUACGGCAAGACCGAGGUGGUGCGGCUACUCCUGGAGGGUGGGGUGGACGUGAACAUCCGGAACACGUAUAACCAGACGGCGCUGGACAUCGUGAAUCAGUUCACCACCUCCCAGGCCAGCCGGGAAAUCAAGCAGCUACUGCGGGAGGCCUCAGGGAUCCUGAAGGUCCGGGCGCUCAAGGAUUUCUGGAACCUCCACGAUCCCACGGCCCUCAAUGUCCGGGCAGGGGACGUGAUCACGGUGCUUGAGCAGCACCCCGACGGCCGCUGGAAGGGCCACAUCCACGAGAGCCAGAGGGGCACGGACCGUGUGGGCUACUUUCCCCCGGGCAUCGUUGAAGUGGUCAGCAAGCGAGUGGGCGUCCUUGCACCCCGCCUCCCCUCUGCGUCCACCACCCUGCGCCCAGGCCUCUCCAGGACACCGCAGCCCCCUGCCGAUGACCCCCUGCACCCCCUUACCUAUGGCCAGUUGCCUCGGGUGGGCCUCAGCCCAGACAGCCCAGCAGGUGACAGGAACAGCGUGGGCAGUGAGGGCAGCGUGGGAAGCAUCCGCAGUGCCGGCAGCGGACAGAGUUCCGAGGGCACCAACGGCCACGGCACCGGCCUCCUGAUUGAGAAUGCCCAGCCACUGCCCUCUGCUGGAGAGGACCAGGUGCCGCCAGGACUGCAGCCCCCGCCCCUGGCAGACAACCCAAGCCACCACCCUCUGGCCAACUACCGCUCCGGGGAGCAGCUCUUCACCCAGGACGUGAGGCCGGAGCAGCUGCUGGAGGGGAAGGACGCUCAGGCCAUUCAUAACUGGCUCAGCGAGUUCCAGCUGGAGGGCUACACUGCCCACUUUCUGCAGGCUGGCUAUGACGUGCCAACUAUCAGCCGCAUGACACCCGAGGACCUGACGGCCAUCGGGGUGACCAAGCCCGGGCACAGGAAGAAGAUCGCCUCAGAGAUCGCCCAGCUCAGCAUCGCCGAGUGGUUACCCAACUACAUCCCGGCAGACCUGCUGGAGUGGCUGUGCGCGCUGGGGCUGCCGCAGUACCACAAGCAGCUGGUGAGCAGCGGCUACGAUUCCAUGGGGCUGGUGGCCGACCUCACUUGGGAGGAGCUGCAGGAGAUCGGCGUCAACAAGCUCGGUCAUCAGAAGAAGCUCAUGCUGGGGGUGAAGCGGCUGGCUGAGCUUCGGCGGGGCCUACUGCAGGGCGAGGCCCCAGGUGACGGCGGCCGCCGGCUGGCCAGGGGCCCGGAGCUCAUGGCCAUCGAGGGGCUGGAGAAUGGGGACGGUCCGGCUGUGGCUGGCCCGCGCCUCCUCACCUUCCAGGGCAGCGAGCUGAGCCCAGAGCUACAGGCGGCCAUGGCAGGGGGUGGCCCUGAGCCGCUCCCCCUGCUCCCUGCCCGUUCCCCAAGCCAGGAGAGCAUCGGGGCACGCUCACGGGGGUCCGGACACUCGCAGGAACAGCCUGCCUCCCAGCCCAGUGGCGGAGACCCCAACACCCCACAGGAGAGGAAUCUUCCAGAGGGCACAGAGCGGCCCCCUAAGCUCUGUUCCCCACUUCCUGGCCAAGGGGCCCCCCCUUAUGUUUUUAUGUACCCCCAGGGCUCGCCCUCCAGCCCAGCCCCAGGGCCGCCUCCUGGCGCACCCCGGGCCUUCUCCUACUUGGCCGGCCCCCUGGCCACCACUCCUCCAGACCCGCCUCGGCCCAAGCGCCGGUCCCACAGCCUGAGCCGCCCCAGCCCGGCCGAGGGGGAAGCCGAGGGGGAGGCCGAAGGGCCAGUGGAUAGCGCCUUGGGCAGCUACGCCACCCUCACUCGGCGACCAGGACGCAGCGCCCUCGCCCGGACCAGCCCCAGCCCGACCCCAACCCGAGGGGCGCCCCGCAGCCAGUCCUUCGCCCUGCGGGCCCGCCGCAAAGGCCCCCCGCCCCCGCCCCCCAAGCGCCUCAGCUCCGUCUCCGGCCCCACCCUGGAGACGCCGCCGCCGCCGCCAGAUGGAAGCCCGGCGCCCAAGGAGGGGGGGCCCCCGGGGCCCCGGAGGCGAACACUCAGUGAACCCACGGGCCCCUCGGAGCCCCCCGGCCUGCCCGCCCCGGCUGGCGCCGCAUCGGACACGGAGGAGGAGGACCCAGGGCCCGAGGGGACACCCCCGUCUCGGGGCAGCUCAGGGGAGGGGCUCCCGUUCGCGGAGGAGGGGAACCUGACGAUCAAACAGAGGCCCAAGCCGGCGGGCCCCCCACCCCGGGAGACGCCCGUGCCUGCUGGCCUCGACUUCAACCUCACAGAGUCAGACACUGUUAAGCGGAGGCCCAAAUGCCGGGAGAGGGAGCCACUGCAGACGGCACUCCUGGCCUUCGGGGUGGCCGGUGCCACGCCCGGCCCCCCUGUCCCCCUGUCCUCGCAGACCCCCGGCGAGUCCCCCUCGGCCUCCGCCAGCCCUCCCCGGCCUGACCCUAGCAGCCUCUCGAACCCCGGGGCUCCAGCCCCUCUCUCUCCCAGCCCCCCGGCCCAGCCCCCCGUGGCUCCCUGCCCGGGGCCGGCUCUGGAGAACAGUCGGCGGCCCGGGGAGAUGGAGCCCCCGGCUCCCCCUGCUGCCCUCCUCAAGGUGCCCGGAGCAGGAACAGCCCCCAAGCCUGUGUCUGUGGCCUGCACCCAGCUGGCAUUUUCUGGCCCUAAGCUGGCUCCCCGGCUCGGCCCCCGCCCUGUGCCCCCUCCAAGGCCAGAGAACACUGGGGCCACGGGCCCAGGCCGGGCCCAGCAGAGACUGGAGCAGACCAGCUCAUCCCUGGCAGCUGCCUUGCGGGCCGCGGAGAAGAGCAUUGGUGCUGAGGAGCGAGAGGGCCCCCCGGGCACCUCCACCAAGCACAUCCUGGACGACAUCAGCACCAUGUUCGACGCCCUGGCUAACCAGCUGGAUGCCAUGCUGGAUUGAGCCGGACCUGCCGGCAGCCCGCAACGGUGCCCACCGUGAUCUCCCUCAGCCACCGCCUUUCCCCCGGCACGGACGCCGCCCCUGCCGCCCUAGCGGGGUCCCUCCUGCUGCUCCAAGCCAGCGGCUGUGGGCACUAGGGCUCUGGGAGGCAGCCCCCGGGGGGAGCUGAGGGGACUCGUCAGAACCUGACACCUCAGCAGGGCCCCCUCCCAGCGUGUAACCUGAGGGGACGGCCCCGCCUCUUGGACAGGGACCCUGGUGAGAGCUUCCUCUCCAGGAAGAGAGAGGUGGUGGCCGGGCUUCCGGGGUUACCUCCUCUGUCCCCCCAGUGUCUAGAGCCCCUGGGCCAAGGUCCUCUGGCCACCCACUGUGCUGUCCCGGCACCGAGAGGCUGGAGGAGGCGGUGUGUCUGGCCUGGUCCCCCGCAGGUGUUCACAGGACACGUAAACAAGCGGCCAGGCCAGCCUCCGCGCCGCCCCUGCCUGCCCUCGGUGAGGCAAAGCUGGCGGGGGUGGGGGCUGUGGGAGUCACAGGUUCCCCCAAAGUCCAGACUUUCCCAACUGUAAAUGUUAUUUUUUAAGCAGAGAGAAAUGCAUAUAUUUUAAAUGGAAUUUAUUCUAUCUAUAACUGCCUGAGAGGACGCAGUGGGGGAGGGGCUUCGGACCACAGCAAGAGCACCCACUGCCCGCCUUGGGGCUGGAAGCCUGACCUGGUUGGCCCAGGCCCCGGCUCUGUAACCAUUAACCUCUUCCCCCAACUAACACCAAUGAAAGUGUCAUUCCACGUGAUCGGGCUGUGUGUUUGGAUCUGCGCCGCGGACCUC
Messenger RNA from Kogia breviceps (pygmy sperm whale), 5027 nucleotides. It is a transcript of the gene CASKIN2, whose product is annotated as CASK interacting protein 2. Gene Ontology annotation, molecular function: protein binding. Lineage: Eukaryota; Metazoa; Chordata; Mammalia; Artiodactyla; Physeteridae. The record is from RefSeq and is a predicted model, not a curated record.